AUUUUUUUUUAACCUUGUUAUUGUUUACCACCACUGUGGAGGAAAAUCGCCAAAACAUUGAUUUUUACAGGGUAAAUAAUAAUCCGGCAAAUAAUUAAAUUCAAUUAAAUCGAUCGUUGAAUAGUGUUAAUCGAUAAUAUAACUGAGAAAAAUGAGUAGCGAAUCGGAAACGAUCGAAACGAAUGAAAAUCCGGAGAGUUGUUCUGAAGAAAAAAUGGACAGUGGCGAAGAAUCUGAAUCGAACAAUUCAGAGGCCGAAGAAGAAGAGGACGAUGAUAGCGAGGAUGAUGUUUCCUAUAUAAAAACACGCAGAGGAAUAAUACAAAUGAAUAAGGAAGGCAAAAAACCAGACAGAUUAAAUGGGGAAUAUUCGUAUCAAAACAAAAUUAAACAGAGGGUCAUUGGACAACCGUGCCUCGAAUGCAAAAUGGAAUGCGAACGCCGAAUUGCAGAAAGAUUCCGUCAAGAUAAUUACUUAGUUUUCUGGGGCAAACUGAAAACGUGGGAAGAAAGAAGAUCACAUGUGAGACGCCUAAUACAAGUAUUACGUGUGCCCCAUCCCAAAAACAAAACCAGGAAAAAAUUCCUGCGCAAAUACUAUCUAGAAAUGGAAGACGGUUUCACUCUGGUGUGCAAAACAAUGUUUUUCAACACGCUGGCAAUCAGUGCCAAGUUUAUAGAAACAACUUUGCAAAAGUACCCAGAUAAUGUGCUAGAAGAGAGCACAAUGAAACUGGUCAAUUGUCCAAGCAUCGUUACAAAAAGCUUGGAUAACUCUAGCAAAGCAAAUAGGCAUUUGCAAGAAGUGAAAGAGGAAAAAGUGAAUCAAAUUGUCAAAUUUGAGGAUCUUCCUUUGGAAGGCCAACUGCUGGAUAUACAAAACAAAGAAGACAUUAAGCCUGCUUGUAAUAAUUGUCAAGAACAAUGUACAGUAAAAAUAUCAGAAGAAAAUAGGCUGAAGUUAUAUGAACAUUUUUGGACAAACUUACAAUCAUGGGAAGAGAGGAAAUUGUUUAUUAUAAACACAGUCGAAAGAGAUAGAUACACUUCUGUUAGAACUUUUGUGUUACCAAUGAAGGACGAUGGACAAGUAACUGUUUGUCAGGACAUGUAUAUGAACACAUUGGCCUUAUCAGACAAAACCCUAGAUCUGUUAAUACCAAAAACAGAAACAAUAGCAAAAGUAAUAAAGAAAAAGCCAACGACUGAUUAUCCAGAUUUAGCCCAGCUUCAAAAACACAAUAACAUAACCAUAAUACAAAAAUCCAAAGAUUUAACCAAAGAAUGCACCAUUACAGCCACGCCGCCGCCAAUAAAACGCAGAAAACUAGAAUUUACCCCAUUAAAACCCCCAUGUGCUUGUGUCCUACAAUGUAAACUGAAACUAACUGAAGACAUCCGCGAACAAAUUCACAAGGAGUUCUGGAAUUUACCAGCUCAAGUCGAUCAAAAACACUUCAUUUUAUCCACCUUGCAAGUGCAACUUGAAAAAAACAAAAUCACAAAAGAAAAAGUAAAUCAAAUCAAAUCAUACACCUUACCAUUUCAUUAUGAUUGUGUAACAGUGUGCAAAGAAAUGUAUUUGCAAACUCUAACAGUAUCAGAAGACUUUAUUUUGAGUACAAUCAAUAAUAUAAAUCAGGAUGGAAGUAUUCGAGAAGACGACGAACAAAUGGAAACGCAAAAUACUCAACCCCGUAGAAAAUACGUAAUGAAAAAUAGAAAUAAUAAAACACUGGAACCUAAAAGUGGCGAACAAAUAAAAGUAGAAGAAAUAGUUAAACCCGAGAGAAAAACGAGAACGAACAAAAAAAUGGGGCCCCCGUGCCCUGACUCUUGCAGGCACCAUUGCAGUGGCAAAAUAACUGAAGAAGAGAGGACAAAUUUGCAUUCCAACUUUUGGAUCAACAUGGACUGGCAGGGACGCAAACAGUUUGUCAUGAACACGGUGAAAGAAUUUCCAAUUAAAAACAGGUCGACGCCGCCUGGUAAGCUGACAAAGAGGAACUUUAGCAGAAUUUACACUUUGCCGCUUCAAGGAAAAAACCUCACUGUUUGUCAGAAAAUGUAUUUUAAUACGCUUUCCAUUUGUAGCAAGUUUGUGUCGACUGUUCAUAUUUGGGCGUCUCAGGUUAAGUGGUAAGAAUAUUUAAUGUUUAUUUUAGUUAUUAUUGUAAGUAUAAAUUUAAUGUUUUUUAAUUUUUUGGGCUAUAUUUUUGUAUUGUAGUAAGUAGGUAUAGCUUAAAGAAAAAUUCUGAUUUUUUUUUAUGUAGACUGUCUUUUUUUUUAGGUAGAUAUAAGGUUUCUUUUUUAAUUCUUUAUACUGUUAUAUGUUCUGGAAAUUGAAUAAAGUUUAUAAAAAGUUUUUUAGAGCAAACUAACUCGGAGCUACUUUGCACAAACAAAGAAUUGUUCACUUUUCUUAUGACCUUGUUUUGCAUUUUGGCAUUUCAGAAUCCUUUGAACAUUAUUUUUUCUAGUGUUUAUCUGGUUAAUUUAAAAAAACAAAUUCUCGAGCAAACUUGUAUGUGAAAGUAGCUCUAAGAGAAAAGCAAAAUCAACAAAUUCCAAUCGAUAUUAAUUAAUGGUUAUUUAGGUUGGGACAUGUAAAACUAUAGUGAAACAUAAUUAUUGAAUUUGAAGUAAGUUAAAUGAAAAAUAAUAAAUUUAAUAAAGUGUUUUGAGAGGGACUAUUAUAGAAGAUUUAGUUUAUAUACAAUUAUUUUCGAAUAGAGAUUUAGUUAUUUAGUUAGUAAAUAAAUAAUUACGAUACCAACCUGUACUGUAUACAGAACAAGAACAAACUGCCAUGUAUAAAAUACCUAAAUUAUUCUAUUUUUGCUUUUGAACUCAUCAUUAUUUUUUUUAUAUACUCAAUUACAUUACCGAUCAAAAUGUCGUAACAAUACUACUAUACAUUAUAUACACACCACAUAAUUAUAUAAUGCUAGUUUUAUAGCAAAUAGUUUUAUAUUUUAACACCAUUAUUAUUAAAUACCAACAGUGUAAUCUGAAAUAUACAGUGUCACAAAUAAAAUCUUCCAA
Molecule: messenger RNA, 3045 nt
Organism: Ceutorhynchus assimilis (cabbage seed weevil)
Lineage: Eukaryota; Metazoa; Arthropoda; Insecta; Coleoptera; Curculionidae
Source: the annotation of a GenBank genome assembly